CCAAGUACAGAUGCACUCAUUGAGGCUGUUAGGACCGCGGCGGGCACCUUGCCAAGCGAAAAUUAGGAUGCGAGAAGCCCCAAAAGAGGAGAUUUUAAAAAAGAAAAACAGUUCACCACUUUGGGGUGAACGCACCUUGAGGGGGCUCUGGAAAAGACCCCCGCCUUCGUAGGCAGCCCUCUCCCUCAACGCUGUGAGAUCCGGGUCUCCCAGCCUCGGUUUCCCCAUUUGUAGAUCGGCAGAGAACUCGGAACAGGACGGGCUUCGUGGGAAUGCUCGGGGCUGAGAGUGGUAGUGAAGGGUCCCCCGCCGCAGUUGGAGGAGGGAAGGAAACUGAGAUCCAGAAAAAUCCGGUGACUGAUCCACAAGCCUGGCAGGACGUGGAGAGCACGGAGCCCUCCCUGGGGAAACCCCCUCUGCAGAAGCCGGAGACAAACGUUGCCUUGCAUGUCUCCAUGCCUGGCAGGAGGCCCCUCUGAGCCAGUGCCACCAAGGAAGCUGUGGUGGUCUCUUUACCAGGAUCUGCACUCUGUAGGAGGGCAGGACAAGGACGACGUCAGGGUGACCACCUUGUAGGCGAGGACCAGUAGGCAGCUCCCAAGAUGGGUGAAAGAAAAGGUGUAAACAAGUACUACCCUCCAGAUUUCAACCCUGAAAAGCAUGGCUCUCUCAACCGAUACCACAACAGCCACCCACUUCGGGAGCGGGCUCGGAAGCUGUCACAAGGCAUCCUUGUCAUCCGGUUCGAGAUGCCAUAUAACAUCUGGUGUGACGGCUGCAAGAACCACAUUGGCAUGGGUGUUCGCUACAACGCAGAGAAGAAGAAGGUUGGCAAUUACUACACAACCCCAAUCUACAGGUUCCGGAUGAAGUGCCAUCUCUGUGUCAAUUACAUCGAGAUGCAGACAGACCCAGCCAACUGUGACUACGUCAUUGUGAGUGGCGCCCAGCGCAAGGAGGAGCGGUGGGACAUGGAGGACAAUGAGCAGGUGCUGACCACAGAGCACGAGAAGAAACAGAAGCUGGAGACAGACGCCAUGUUCCGCCUGGAGCAUGGCGAGGCAGACCGAGGAGCACUCAAGAAGGCCCUGCCCACCCUGAGCCAUAUCCAGGAGGCCCAGAACGCCUGGAAGGACGACUUUGCACUCAAUAGCCUGCUGCGGAGAAGGUUCCGGGAAAAGAAGAAAGCCAUGCAGGAGGAGGAGGAGAAGGACCAGGCCCUGCAGGCCAAGGCCAGCCUGGCCAUCCCGCUGGUGCCGGAGACGGAAGACGACCGCAGGCUGGCCGCCCUGCUCAAGUUCCACACCCUGGACUCCUACGAGGACAGGCAGCGGCUCAAGCGGUCAGAGAUCAUCAGCCGCUCCUGGUUCCCCUCCGCCCCGGCUCCCGGCACCGGCAGCAGCAAAGCCAGCAGCGUCCUGAAGAAGCUGUCGCAGGGCCGCAGGGCCGCGCCCGCCAGCGCCCCGAUCACGGUGGGGAACCUGGGCAUCGUGCGGCGCCGCGCAUCCCGGGAUGCGCCUGUCCCCUCGGACAGCCCCGGGCCUGGGGAACCGAGAAGGGCCGCCCACGACACGCCUGCCUGCCCCCCAGCCUGCCCUCAGGGGACCCCUGGAGCCCAGGACAGCCCACAGGACGCACCCGCACCGGGCCCCUCCCCGAAGACAGCCGACCCCUCAGACGCGGUGCAGCCCGACGGCCGCGGCUCUUCGCUGGUGGCCGACUACUCGGACUCCGAGAGCGACUGAGGCCGCCCAGGCCUCGCCUUCCCGGGAUGGAGUUAUUUAUUUGGUCUUGGCAUUAAAGCCCUGU
Molecule: messenger RNA, 1809 nt
Organism: Castor canadensis (American beaver)
Lineage: Eukaryota; Metazoa; Chordata; Mammalia; Rodentia; Castoridae
Gene: Yju2b
Product: YJU2 splicing factor homolog B
Biological process (GO): mRNA splicing, via spliceosome
Cellular component (GO): U2-type spliceosomal complex; post-mRNA release spliceosomal complex
Source: RefSeq, a predicted model, not a curated record